Micromonas pusilla CCMP1545 is the source of this 876-nucleotide messenger RNA. RefSeq lists its product as uncharacterized. Bases 1 to 876 code for a protein of 291 amino acids. The transcript has a single exon. The record is from RefSeq and is a predicted model, not a curated record. NCBI's taxonomy places the organism in Eukaryota, Viridiplantae, Chlorophyta, Mamiellophyceae, Mamiellales, Mamiellaceae. Gene Ontology annotation, molecular function: protein binding.
AUGGACGCCGCGCGCGACGACGACGACGACGACGACGACGUCGAGAGAGACGCUGAUGAGACGUCGUCGUCGAGGUCGUACGCGGACGAGCGCAUCAUCGCCGUCGCCGUCCUCGCGCGCGUCCCCGACGUCUCCGCGCGAGCCACCUUUCGCCUCGUCUCGCGCGCGUGGUACUUCGCCGAGGCGGACGCCGCCGCGCUGCCGCGCCGCGUGAUUUUCCCCGCGAACGCGUUCUCGACCGCGCGACUGCUGAACCCGUGCUGGCGGACGCAGGUGAACCGCGUGCUGUGGCUCACGUCACACGCGGGGUUCCCGGAGGCGCUGUCGGGUGGACGAGCGCGCGAGCUGCUCGAGAGCGCGCUCGAUCGGAGUGGGGACUUUUUUUGCGCGUACGCCGCCGGUGCGUCCGCGCGUUCGUUGCCACACGUUGUGCCACGUCACUCACCGGAUCUGAUCCGCGAUCUGAGUACGCGCGAGCUCACCGACCGUGUUGUCCCUCCACGUGUCAUCCACGUGUCGUAUCGUAUCGUAUCGCACAUAGGCGCCGGGAAGCUUCACCUGCUGAAGUGGUUGCGCGGCGAAGGCUAUCCGUGGGGAUACGCGUGCUCGCAAGCGGCCGCGGCGGGGCACUUGGACGUCCUAAAGUGGGCGCACCAGAGAGGCGCGCCGCUGAACGACUGGAACUGCUACUACGCGCGCCUGCACGGGCACAUCGACGUGCUCAAAUACCUAUACGACGUCGGCGCGCCGAACGCGUCGGAUUUCAAACACUACGUCGAAGCCGGGAGCACGACGUUGGGCUGGCCGCCGCCGCCCGAGGACGAAGACGACGACGACGACGAGGCGAGGCGGCGUGCGUCGGGUUCACAGGGUUAG